AUGGGUCGAGGGAGUAAGCGCAUUAAGAGUGAUUGGGCGAAUGCCAGUGCUGCAUUAAACGAAGCAGAAGCCUUCAAAAAUAAACUGUUGGCUGCUGAUGCUGACCGGCAAGUUGCCGACGAAGAUACGGAUGUUGACGAAAACUUUUAUAGUCAAUUCAACAUGAUGAUGUAUUCUGAAGUAGAAAGGAAAGGUUUUGCUUUUGCGUUAGAACAGCCCGUUGCUUCACUUUUGGCAUUGGGUAUUCGAAGGUAA
Messenger RNA from Enterobius vermicularis (human pinworm), 255 nucleotides. The record is from the annotation of a GenBank genome assembly. Lineage: Eukaryota; Metazoa; Nematoda; Chromadorea; Rhabditida; Oxyuridae.